AGCCGGCCGAGGAGCGAGCCCCGAGAGAGCCCCGAGAGAGCCCCGGGAGAAGCCCCCCGGGGACGGGGGGGGGGCGACAGCACGGCGGCCAGAGGGGCCCCCCGCACGCUGCGCGGCCCCGCCGCUGCCGCUCGCUCGCCCCCGGCGAAGAGAAACCAAAGCGAGCGGCGGCACCGCCACACGCUCUCUCGCUCCCUCCUUCUCCUCCUCUUGGUGGUGGUGGUGUUUGGUUUUGUUUUUUUUUUUUGAUUUUUUUUUUCGAUUUUUUUUUUUCUUUUUCCGCGGGGAUUCUCCGUUCUCCUCCCAGCCUGACUUGCACCUUCUUGAUAAUUUCUCUUCCCCCCCCCCCCCCCUUUUUUUUUUUUUUUUUUUUUUAAUACUCUUCUCCCCGCUUCCGAACCCUGUGUCUGUGUGUUUCAAUACUAUCACAACCUCUGCUAAAAAUAGAUCUUUUAUAUACCCUUCCUCCUCUCUGACCCCAUCCAACACCCCUUGUUAAGGAAACCAUCCUAAACCCAGAGCAAGAAACAUAAAUUCACUUGGCUGUCCCUUAUCUCUAAGGCACCUGAUGCGUAAAUGGACUAGAGAAAGGAAAGAAAGAACAACUCCGAAGACCUACAGAUUAUCUUGCUGGCAGGGUCAAGAUUUCUUCGGAUUGAGGUGGAAUUUUGGCUCAUGGAGAUCUGAUGUGAUAGAACAUACCCAACAUCUUUAGAUUUCUUCCUUGAGACCACAGAGUGACUGCAAAACUGACCGACAACAGCAGGGUUUUUUAAAUAUCACUUGGUCUUCUGACAAGUUGAUUAAGUGAAGAGAAGGAAAAAAAAAUACACAAAGCUGCUUUCAAGUAUUGAAGACACAAGGCCAGGAUGAACACGAAGGACUCAAAAAUGACUGAAGGAGGUCUCAAUGUCACACUUACCAUACGCCUUCUCAUGCAUGGCAAGGAGGUUGGGAGCAUUAUUGGAAAGAAAGGUGAGACAGUUAAGAAGAUGAGGGAGGAGAGUGGAGCUCGAAUCAAUAUUUCAGAAGGUUCCUGUCCAGAAAGAAUUGUGACAAUAACAGGCCCAACAGAUGCAAUUUUUAAAGCUUUUUCUAUGAUUGCACUAAAAUUUGAAGAGGACAUAAAUGCUUCAAUGACAAACAGCACAGUGACAAGCAAACCACCUGUAACACUGCGGCUUGUCGUCCCAGCAAGUCAGUGCGGAUCCCUUAUAGGAAAAGGAGGCUCCAAAAUCAAAGAAAUCAGGGAGUCCACAGGAGCCCAGGUGCAAGUCGCGGGGGACAUGCUGCCAAACUCGACAGAACGUGCAGUGACUAUAUCGGGCACCCCCGAUGCCAUCAUCCAGUGUGUGAAGCAAAUAUGCGUGGUCAUGCUGGAGUCCCCACCCAAAGGUGCCACCAUCCCCUACCGUCCCAAACCUGCCUCUGCACCUAUCAUUUUUGCAGGUGGCCAGGUAAGAGCAGACACCAUUUUGGCUUCAGCUGGAAACCACACCGUCUUGGCCCAACCUCAGCCAGCGCCUGCGUUUACAAUUCAGGGGCAGUAUGCCAUCCCGCAUCCAGACGUGAGUCCAGCGCAUUUGACCAAGCUUCACCAGUUGGCUAUGCAGCAUCCCCCCUUUACUCCCCUUGGGCAGACCACCCCUGGUUUCCCUGGACUGGAUGCCACUACUCCAACCAGUUCCCAUGAACUUACUAUUCCCAACGAUUUAAUAGGCUGCAUUAUUGGCAGACAAGGCAGUAAGAUAAAUGAAAUCAGGCAGAUGUCAGGAGCGCAGAUCAAGAUUGCUAAUGCCACAGAAGGCUCUGCAGAACGACAAGUUACAAUCACAGGAUCCCCUGCAAACAUCAGCUUAGCACAGUACCUCAUUAACGCAAGCAUAUACUUUCUCAAAUCUGAAUGUCUGGGAGAUGCUAUGCAAUCAAUGGUCCACGCAUAACUGAGAAGAUUCCUUCUAAGCUGAAGAAUUAUAUGAAUGGCUAAUGCUAGCAAAAUGUACCCACUACUGCUUUUGUAUGAAUAUUUCCUCUGUUUAUAGUGCUGAGCGCUUUAAAAUGAGCAAUGACGAUUUUUUUUGCACCACUUUUCCUAGCAGCUGACAUAUGACAGUUGACAAAUUCAUUUACAAUUAAAAUUUAAAAAAUUGGCAAAUACCAAAGGUUAACAGCGGGAACACCACGUAUCUGUAAAGACAGGUUUAGGUGGUAACAAAGGACAGAUGAAAACUUGUUCUCUGAACACUUUCCAUGCAAUGCUAAAUGGUAAAAAAAAAAAAAAAAAAAAAAAAAAGUACAGAAAAGUCAUGGUCGAGUUACAUUUCACACACAGAGAAUCUUACAACCCUUUCCCAGGUUCUGGGGUUCCUUUCCAUUUAAACAAAUGAUAAAAUCAAGGUUACUUACACUUUAUAGAUCCUUUUUCAAGGAGACAAAUGGGUGGUAGUGUUUUGUUUGUUUGGGUUUCGUUUUGUUGUCGUUGUUGUUUUUUCUUCCCUUCAAGGUUAAAAUACUAAUAUAUCUCAUCUAAAGAAAAGCCCAUAAUCUGAGGUUUAUGCUACUUAUUUAAAUGCAAUGUAAUAAAUCCAGCUACAUACACUGAUGACUGGCUCCUCCUCAUCACAAGUAUUUUCAACUUAAUUUUCCCUGAGUGGAAAAUGUAAAGAACCAUUUGCUCAUUUAUAAAGUGCAUUUAACCACACACUGCAUUGCAGACAAACUGCUGACAACUGCAUGUCAGUCAUUUCACAGAGCUGCACGAAACUGUUGUUCUCCUUCUUGUGUAUAGUAUUUAGAAUCAAUAAAAAUAGAUUCCAUUACUUACUGUGUUGACCUGUCGUAUUGCCUUUUGAAAUUCAUCCCAUUCUUUGUCCAUCUGAUCCUUUGGAGCAUCAACUUUUCGCACCUAAAGAACGUGAAAACACAGGCUCAUUAAUGAUUAAUGCCUAGUGAGCCAACAACUGGAAACGAUUGGAAAAAAACAGCCUAAUUUUGCCAUGUUCUCAGAAAACCUGGUCAAAAGAUAUACAUUACCUAAAUUGAAGUAACUAGGAUGGUACAGCAGCACAAGUGUUUUGGAGGAAAAAUAUCUGACUCUACUCCCGGUUUUAAACAAGAAGUUUGACUAUAGUAUUAAAGAAUAACUGACUAAGAAUGGAUGGUGUGAGAUGUUUGGACUAACAAAGGUGACUAAGCCCAUUCAUCUGAUUUCACUGUGUCAAGUAGUAACUUUUAAAUUUCUGUGAGCUGUCUGUUCAGUCAUAUAUGAGCUAGGACGCAAGCUAAAAAGGAGUGAAGUAUUUGUUUUUAGCAUGACAUAAAAUAUGGUGUUAUUCAGUCACUGGCUUAACUAGUGUUAGCCUGAUUAUAUUUCAGGUCUAAAUUGAUUUUGUUGGCUAGCAGGAGAAAUAGCACAGCUACAUAACACUUUUCAAACAAUCUGCAAAGCUUUUUCUUCCGUGGUAGACAGCAUUAAUUACUAAAACAAGAGGACUGAAAAAGUAGGUGUAAGAACAGGUUUAAGAUCUACAAGUAAAGUAAUCAAAACCAGAUUGUGCUUUUAACUUAAGCAAAUAGAUCAGGUCAUCUACCCGUGUAACCAAAACAGCUCAAGACUGGAAGCUGUGACAUAGAUGCUAGAUGAUAGAUUAUGCCUGGUCCUGGACUGGGUGGAAAUCAAAUAGCUAAGAGAACUAAGCAGUUUGUACAGAAUAAUUCGUGGCAUCCUUUUGCAUUAGCUUUGUUUUUCUUUUAUUCAUUCCUCUCUUUUGGUAACAUGUCAGUCAUCAUCCCAGUAAAGACAAUGGUCUGGUAUGUUUUGUUCCUGAAUUAUUACAUAAAACCCACUAGUAUGAAUUAAGUUUAUAGAAUACAUUAGAAGCUUCCCAGCAAAUGACGUAUCGAAAGUCAUCAUUUCAUUUUCUGUUUUGUGAUUAUUUUUAUCAUGUGUGUAUGUACUGUGUUACUAUGCAUUGUGGUUGUCUUUUGUAAUUCAUAAUUAUUUGUAUUUCUUACAAUAAAUUUAAACACUAAAGAUA
Molecule: messenger RNA, 4037 nt
Organism: Oxyura jamaicensis (ruddy duck)
Lineage: Eukaryota; Metazoa; Chordata; Aves; Anseriformes; Anatidae
Product: poly(rC)-binding protein 3-like
Exons: 16
Coding region: 870-1943 (357 amino acids)
Biological process (GO): negative regulation of mRNA splicing, via spliceosome
Cellular component (GO): cytoplasm; nucleus
Molecular function (GO): mRNA binding
Source: RefSeq, a predicted model, not a curated record